Saccoglossus kowalevskii is the source of this 365-nucleotide messenger RNA. RefSeq lists its product as uncharacterized. NCBI's taxonomy places the organism in Eukaryota, Metazoa, Hemichordata, Enteropneusta, Harrimaniidae. The record is from RefSeq and is a predicted model, not a curated record. Gene Ontology annotation, biological process: proteolysis. Gene Ontology annotation, molecular function: cysteine-type peptidase activity.
AGCAUGUCAUCACUGUAUAACAAGAGAACUUCCACAGAUAUCCCUGUUCAGUCAGAGACUAAGAAAGCUUAUUUACAGAGGCAACCUGAUAAAGGUGUGAGUGAUGGGAAAAAGAUGUGGACCACAGAAGAACGGACAGUAGUCAAAAACUAUUUUAUGAGAAAUAUCAGAAUGUUAAAAGUUUCUGGAAAGAUUGAAUGUACUAACUGUCUGAAAGAGAAUCAAGUACUGGCCAGCAGGUCAUGGAAAAACAUAAAGUAUUGUGUGUACAAUCUGAUAACAACAUGUAAAAAGCAAUCAAAGUCAAAACUAAAUUAUUCUUAACUCUUGCUACAGGUCUUCUGUAUGCCAUUUAGUUGGUUGGG